Messenger RNA from Acanthosepion pharaonis, 1401 nucleotides. The record is from the annotation of a GenBank genome assembly. NCBI's taxonomy places the organism in Eukaryota, Metazoa, Mollusca, Cephalopoda, Sepiida, Sepiidae.
AUGGUUUCUUCCCUUGAUAUCUAUUAUGUUUACCAUCUAUCUAUCUAUCUAUCUAUCUGUCUGUUCAGAUCUAUCUAUCUAUCUAUCUAUCUAUCUCAGUCUUUUUAUAUCUAUCUAUCUAUCUAUCUAUCUAUCUAUCUAUCUAAUUCUGUUCUUUAUCUAUCUAUCUAUCUGUUCAGAUCUAUCUAUCUUUUUUAUGCAAGCACAGUCAAGUCUAUUCAUAUCUAUCUAUUUUAUUCAAGCUCUGUCAAGUCUAUCUAUCUAUCUAUCUAUCUAUCUAUCUAUCUAUCUAUCUAUCUACAAGUUUGUUCAAUAUCUAUCUCAUUCUGUUCAUAUCUAUCUCAAUCUGUUCAUAUCUAUCUAUCUAUCUAUCUAUCUAUCUAUCUAUCUCGAGACUUUUUGUCUUACCGAGUUUACCGCGAGCUGUACAAGACAUUUUCGUUGGAUAUUCUUCGGAGUAAGUGUCAUUUUUGUUUGCCUCCCACCAUCGUCUUGUGUAUCCAUUGUUGUCUUUCUUUGUCGUCUUAUUCGUCUGAAUUGCGUGUAUUGUUGGUUGCUUGGUUCUUUCUUUCUUUCUUUCUUUCUUUCUGUCUAUCUAUCUAUCUAUCUAUCUAUCUAUCUAUCUAUCUAUCUAUUCUUUUUCGUCGUUCAUUUGCCAAAAAUCUAUCUAUCUAUCUAAAUAUCUAUCAUCUAUUUAUCAUUUGCCAAAUUUUCCCACUAAAAAAUGAUAUCUAUCUAUCUAUCUAUCUAUCUAUCUAUCUAUCUCAGUUCAUAUAUCAGUCUUUCCAUAUCUAUCUAUCUCAUUCCGUUCUUUAUCUAUCGUUCAUAUCUAUCUAUCUAUCUAUCUAUCUAUCUAUCUAUCUAUCUAUCAUAUUUUUGUCCUUUACUAUCUAUCUAUCUAUCAUAGUUUGUUCCUAUAUAUUUUCCACUAGCGUUCAUAUCUAUCUAUCUAUCUAUCUAUCUCUGAUAUAUCAACGAACAUUAUUCUUAGUCUAUUCAGAUCUAUCUAUCUAUCUAUCUAUCUAUCUAUCUAUCUAUCUAUCUAUCUAUCUAUCUAUCUUUCUUUCUUUGUUUCUAGCUAAUCCUCUUUCUUUCUCUCUCUCUCUAUCUAUCUAUCUAUCUAUCUAUCUAUCUAUCUAUCUAUCUAUCUAUCUAUCUAUUUUUCUUUGUUUCUUUUUUAACCUAUUCACAUCUAUCUCAUUCUGUUUCUUUCUAAUCCUAUUUUUCUUUCUAUCUAUCUAUCUAUCUAUCUAUCUAUCUAUCUAUCUAUCUAUCUAUCUAUGUUUCUUUUUUAACCUAUUCACUUUAUCGCAUUCUGUUUCUUUGUUUUCAUCUAUCUAUCUAUCUAUCUAUCUAUCUAUCUAUUAUCUAUCUAUUAUAUUUAUCUAUCUAUCUAGCUAG